AUGAAAGAAAUGCGUGAAACGAUAACUGGUGAUAGCAAGAAAUUAAAAGAUGAAGGUUAUGUAAAUGAAACAUUAUGGAAACAAGCAACUAAUCUAUUAUUUUGUGCCGGUGGUACUUUGCUUUGUUAUUUUUGGUUUGGAAUCAUUCAAGAAUCAAUAAUAAAGGGUAAAUAUGGUUCUGAUGGAAAUGAACGUUUCACAUACACACAAGCACUGGUAUUUGUACAAUGCGUUGUAAAUACAAUAUUUGCAUAUGUUUUGACAGAUAAAACGAAAGAUAGUGUGCCAACACACACAUAUGCUAUCAUGUCUACUAGCUACUUAUUUGCAAUGAUUACAAGUAAUCAUGCACUACAGUAUAUACCAUAUCCAACGCAGGUCUUGAGUAAAUCAUGUAAACCAAUACCCAUAAUGGUUUUCGGUUUCCUCUUCGCUAAUAAACGAUACCAUUUGAAGAAAUGUUUCUGUGUUUUGAUGAUUGUAUUUGGUGUUGUAUUAUUCCUGUACAAAGAAAAAACGGAUAUAACAUAUGGAAAAUCUGCUUUCAGUUUAGGUUUUGGUGAACUAUUACUGCUGCUAUCGUUGGCAAUGGAUGGUACCACAGGCGCAUUACAGGACAAAAUUCGUCAGCGGCAUAAGGCAAAUGCUCACAGUAUGAUGUAUAAUAUGAACUUAUUUUCUUCGUUAUAUCUUCUAGUCGGUCUGCUUUUAACCGGUGAAUUUCUCGAUUUCAUGAUAUUUGUGCAGUCUUAUCCGAAAAUAAUAAUAGAAUUAUUUGCUCUUGCUGCUGCAAGUGCUCUGGGGCAGUUCUUCAUUUUCAAAACUGUAGCAGAGUUUGGUCCGCUCACUUGUUCAAUUGUAACAACAACACGUAAAUUAUUCACGAUGCUCGGUUCAGUGAUCUUGUUUGGUAAUACGCUAACAGGGAGACAGUCUUUAGCUACCGUCGUUGUAUUUACUGGUUUGCUGUUGGAUGCUAUAGAAAGUAAAAGGAAAGGAUCCAGUGGCAAAUUUUCAAGCCUUAUCGGUACUGUUUACCGUGAUGGCAACGUUACAUUCUCAACUGAUGGUAAUUCAAUUAUCAGUCCAGUUGGUAAUAAAGUCACAGUAUUUGAUCUGAAAAACAACCAUGCAAAUACUAUUGCCACCGAAUCAAAUUUCAAUAUUAAGUUGGUAACUGUUCAUCCAUCCGGAAUGCACGCUUUUCUAGUAAAUGAAGUUGGACAUGCUCAGUAUAUUAAUUUAAUUACACAUACGGUUCUGUAUCGACAUAAUUUUCGAGCUCGUGUUAGUGAUGCCAAGUUUUCGAUGGAUGGAAGGCGAUUAGCUGCUUGUCGAGGUGGUGAUGUACAAGUAUUUCUGGUUGCAGGGAUUGAGAAUUUUCAGCUGAACCCAUUUAUGUUGUUGCAUACUCAUAAAAUCACUGCUGAAAAAGCGAAAAGCGUUGAAUGGAGCUAUGAUGACAGAUUGCUGGUAGUGGGUUCUGAAGACAAGCAAGUGCGUGUGGUUUCACCCGUAGAUGCUCUGAAAAAUUUGUUUUUGCAUGCUUUGGCCGCACAUAAAGCAGAAGUAGUGGGCAGUCAUUUUUGCCACAACUCAUACGAUUUAAUAUCAGUUGAUAAGCGUGGGCUAGCUAAUCACUGGACUUGUGCUCUGAAACAAGAAGAUUUUGUUGAAAGGUUGCAUUCAAAAAAUACUUCUGAAGAUGUGAAGAAAAUGUGGUAUGAUAAAACAAAGAGACAUUUCAUGAUGGAGCAUUUGGAUAAUGCACACGGCGUUAAUCUCACAGCAAGUAGCUUCCAUGCACCAACAUCAAUGUUGAUCACCGCAUUUUCAAAUGGAGCAUUUCUUUUGCAUGAAACACCAAAUUUUAAUCUUAUCUACAGUUUACGGGUGUCGGAAACAAAGGUGUCAUCUCUAGCUGUUAACAAAUCUGGUGACUGGAUAGCAAUAGCAUGUGGAAAAGGAACAGAAGGUCAGUUAGUAGUUUGGGAGUGGCAAAGUGAAACUUACGUUAUGAAACAGCAGUCACAUAGUCAGUCCAUUACAACAGUUGCUUAUUCACCUGAUGGGUCUCAAAUUGCUACCGGUGCUGAAGAUGGAAAGGUGAAAGUUUGGUCUUGCUGGUCUUUGUUUUGUGUUGUAACAUUCACCGAGCAUAGCAGUGGAGUAAGCGCGGUUUGUUGGACUUUUGAUGGUAAAGCUUUAUUGUCAGCAUCACUAGAUGGAACUGUACGAGCACAUGAUCUAAUUAGAUAUCGCAAUUUCCGUACAAUGGUUUGUCCUGAUAAGACUCAGCUUGGCUCUCUAGCAGUUGAUUCGGCUGCCGAACUUGUAAUGGCAAGUUCCAAAGAAAUGUUCACCAUUUAUGUGUGGAGUCUCGAGAAUGGAAAAUUGCUGGAUGUGUUGUCUGGACAUUCAGCUCCAGUUGCUUCUAUUUCUGUUCAUGGUACACAUUUGGCUUCAGUAUCUUGGGAUAAAACUCUUCGUAUAUGGAAUGUUGUUGAAUCAUCUAUAGCAGAAACUAUAGAUUUGCUCUACGAAGGUCUUGAUGUUGCUUAUUCGCCUGGUGGUGAGAUACUUGCUGUAUUAUGCCUUGAUUCGUCAGUGAGUCUUUUCGAGACUCAGACAUCUACGGAGCUUGGUACAAUAGAUACAGCUCUUGAUGUUGAUGCUGCACGCAAAGCCACUGAUCUUAUUAAAAAGAAAACAGGUGAAAAGAGCAGGACAUUUACAUGCAUAUGCUUUUCCGCUGAUGGUACAUUACUUCUUGCUGCUGGCCAAUCGAAUUACAUAUGUUUAUAUAGCGUUGCGGAACGUUUGAUAUUAAAGAAAUUGAAAUUAACAACGAAUCGUAGUUUGGAUGGAGUUAAGAUGGAUAUAAAUCGGCGUAAUUUCUCGGAGUUUGGUAAUAUGAUGUUAAUUGACGCUAGCGAUAGCGAAGAAGAAGCGGAUGGUAAGAAACGUAUAAAACUCCCAGGUACUCGACAUUCAGAUCUUUCUGAGCGAUCCUCUCGACCAGAAAUGCGCGUUGAAGAUAUAAAUUUCUCACCUGCAGGUCGUAGUUUUGCAGUUUGUUCAACAGAAGGUGUUGCUAUAUUCUCCCUCGAUCAUCGUAAUCUUUUCAAUCCUUUUGAACUUGGGAUACAAGUAACUCCAGUUAGUGUUGAAAAUGCAUUAAAAGAAGGAGAAUAUUCGGCAGCACUGAAAAUGGCAUUGCAGUUGAAUCAAUUGGAAAUAAUCGAAAACGUAUUAUUGUGUACACCCGUAGCACAAAUCGAUAUAGCUACGCGUUCUUUGUCUAUUGCUUAUGCGGAGAAAUUACUGAAAUGGCUGGCUGAAAAUAUUAAUGGUUCUAUUGAGAAACAUAUUCAUUUCUGGCAGCUUUGGCUGAAAAGUUUGCUAAUGGAAUAUGGAUAUCAAAUAAAACUUAAUCGAGCUGCUAACUUAACUUCCCUAACCGCCUUACAACAACGUUUAUCCGAUUAUGCAAAUCAAAUAACAAAACUAGUUGAUCAAAAUAAAUAUACAUUGGAUUAUCUACUUAUAGCAAGGCAGAUAAAACGAGAUUAG
Molecule: messenger RNA, 3573 nt
Organism: Brugia pahangi
Lineage: Eukaryota; Metazoa; Nematoda; Chromadorea; Rhabditida; Onchocercidae
Source: the annotation of a GenBank genome assembly